Molecule: messenger RNA, 657 nt
Organism: Durusdinium trenchii
Lineage: Eukaryota; Dinophyceae; Suessiales; Symbiodiniaceae
Source: the annotation of a GenBank genome assembly
AUGAUGCUCCUCAUUCACGUCGAUGAUGUGAUGUUUGUGGGGGGGCAGGAGUAUGUGAUGGAGCAAUUCAUCCCGGAUCUCAAGCAGAGUUUUGAGAUCUCAGAGCAGCACUUGGUGGGUGAUGGCAGCUCAUUCCAGUUCUUGCAGAGGACCUAUGUGGAAGUUGAAGAUGGUUUGAAGGUUAUGCCCGGAAAGUAUGCCGAGAGCAUGAUUGAGAUGUACGAGGAGAAGAUGGGCAAGGUGAAGGUGCAGAAGCUUCCUUGUGGUCCUGAAGUAUUGGAAGCUGAUGGUUCGGUGGAGCUCAAAGCCGAACUGGCAAGCCUAUAUCGCUCGCUGGUGGGAUGUGGAAUAUAUCUUUCUCAGGAGAGGCCAGACGUCUCAUACACGAUCAAGGAGCUGACAUCAACUAUGUCAUUUCCCACGGCCAGCAGCUUGAGGAAACUUGGGAAACUCAUCGGCUACCUCAAGGGGACGAUUGGCCAGCAUAGCAUCCUAGAAAUGGGGGAACCAGGGCAAGGACUGAUUUGUCGCACAAUGGAGGCCAGAUGGAUCCUACAAACCUUCAGCGACAGCAAGCUGUUGUGGAUCCAAGAUCUGGUGGCUCAGGAGGAGCUUCGAGUCAAGCAAUCACUUUCCAUUGCCAUCCUGAUUGGAGGG